AUGGAACUUACAAAGGGUAUGUGUAAAAAAUGUAUUAAUAAAAUAAAUGAUACAAUUUCAACAUGGAUUAAUGAAUCUAAUAAAGAUUUGAAAGUCGAAGAAGUUCAAAAUCAAUUUGAAGUUAAACAUAUUUCUAAAAAGAAAAAAAUAUCAAGUUAUGAAGCUACUAAUAGUAUUAUGAAUGUUGAAAAAAAGUUUACUGUUGAUGUAUAUAACAGAGUAUUUGAUACACUUAUACAAAUUAUGGAAAACCGAUUUACAAAUAAUAAAGAAAAAAUACUUGAUUUAACAUUAUUAUCACCUAUUAAUUUUGAUUCAUUUGUGAAUGGACUACCUAAAAAUGCUUUUGCUAAAUUAUCUGUAAAAUUAAAACCAUAUUUUGAUGAAGACAAUGAAAAUGAAAUAAAAUAUAAACUGUCUGAAGAAAUUUUAAGCUUUUCAAAAUCUUGGAAAAAUUUAAUGAAAUCUGUAGAUGAUAAAUAA
Messenger RNA from Cinara cedri, 483 nucleotides. Lineage: Eukaryota; Metazoa; Arthropoda; Insecta; Hemiptera; Aphididae. The record is from the annotation of a GenBank genome assembly.